UUGAGGGUUCCUGGCUGAUUCCAAGUACUGCAUUAUUGGACCUAGUUAUGAGUUACAUGAGUUAUGACCCAAAGAAAAAACAGGGUUCAAAGCCUAAUUAAGGGCCUUUUUGUUUUCUGCUAUAAGUGCUCAGUCGUUUUCUCAUGUGUAUUCCCUGUCUUCCUCUGAUUUUUGCCGACAUCCAUUUUAGCAUAUUCAAUCAGGUAUUGCAAUUAAACCCCAAUGAUUAUUGAUGCUGCUGAACAAGAUUCGAAAUUCAUAUCAAAUAUCCCUGCCUGGUUUUCCUUUUCCUAUACAAAAGAAAAAAAUAUAACACUUCUUCAACAUGAUAUUAACAUGGUGAAGCUAAAGCGUAGAGCCUGUUGAUGUCCACAUGACCAUCAGUUAGUUUAAGACAAUCAAUCAAUGGAAAAACUUACAAUAAUAAGUUCUCUGUUCUAACACACAAAAGAUCAGGUGGAUUAAAACAAAUACACGUGUUCAAAAUACAUUGUACUUAAUCUGGAUGAUAGCCAAGGUCCACGGUGUUCGUACGGCAAGCUGAUCAUUUCACCAACUCCGAAACUGCCAACAUUUUGUAACUCCAAAUCCAAAUCCAAAUCCAAAUCCAAUUACAACAAAUAUCAUAAAUCACGAUUCACGGCUCAGCUUUAACAGACAGAGUUGCAGAAAGGAUGACCUUGGGAACGCCAUCAACUCAAGCAUACGGUGAGCCAUGGUACUGGGACAACCGCUACGCCCACGAAUCUGCUCCUUUUGAUUGGUACCAAAAAUACCCUGCCUUAGCCCCCCUUAUCCACCUUUAUGUCCCCCACCGCCAUCAACGCGUUCUCGUUGUCGGCUGCGGUAACUCAGUGUUUAGUGAAGACAUGGUGAACGAUGGAUACGAGGAUGUUGUCAACGUUGAUAUAUCCUCUGUGGUCAUCGAAGCUAUGCAAACUAAGUACUCCAACCGUCAACAGCUAAAAUAUAUUAAAUUGGAUGUACGAGAUAUGAGUCCUUUUCAAGCUGGUUCCUUUGAUGCAGUUAUUGAUAAAGGCACUCUUGAUUCUAUCUUGUGUGGAAAUAAUUCUCGACAGAAUGCUACUCAAAUGCUUCAGGAAGUCUGGAGGGUCCUCAAGGAUAAAGGAGUCUAUAUUCUGAUAACGUAUGGAGCUCCAGUAUAUCGUCUUGACUUGCUGAAAGAGUCAUGCAUGUGGAGCAUAAAACUGCAUGUGAUAGCAAAAUUUGGAUCAGAAGGAAGUUCUGAGCAGCCAAUAAGGGAAUUGACAAACCCCGUUCGAUUGGAGGAGAGUGGAAGUUCAGUGGAAGAUGUACUUGGAGAGAAACCUGACGUCCAUUACAUUUAUGUUUGUACCAAGGCAACCAACGCUAAGGAAUGAAGUGGACGCUGAUUGAAGAAGAUGAGGAUCUUGAGCCUUUUGCAGUGCAAUUCUUUUUGCUGUAGCUGAUUGUAACUUUAGUUCUGUGCUGUUUGUAUGAUGAUGCCAUGAGCUAUUCAAAUUUAAUCUGGCUAUGACAUUCAGAGCAUUUGUAAUAACUGAACCAAUUGCAGCAGUUUUUUUUAUUGCUUUCAGCCAUUGCCUAUAAUAGUACAUUCUAUUCCCCUCUCUGGCAUGAACCGAAAUAAACUUAUGAACAUUCUUUUUGAAAAAGAAAAAUGGAUGAUAGUUUCAGGGAGGGGAUUUGAACUUGAGACCUUAUCUUUCGCAGAAGAGUGUUGGAACCACUUAGGUUAUGAUUCGACAAGGUCUUACUUCCUUCUUGUGUGAUCUUUAAAAAAUUAUGUCGUUUACUUGAUCACUGAAACUUGUGGAUGGGAUGGAGAUGAUCAUAUGGUGCAUUGCCUCGCAUCUUCUUUAUCAACUAGGAACCUUAUUUAAGGUGACAGAAGAGUGAGAUUAUUUUCAGAGCCUGUGCAUGCUUCUCCGUCCUCGGAAGGUGACUGUGCUCCAGGUUUUUUGCAAUUUUCACGUGCAAUGGCGAGUGCUAUCAACUGGAGUAGGCUAUAUCUGGUGAUUAACUGUUGAACUAGGUAACCCCCCAUUUGGUUGCUUUAAACCAGGGACGGGUUGACUUGAAUUGCCUUUAUCUGGCGUAUUAACCAAGUUGAUGAUGAGCCGAAAAUUCAGUGAUCUGGGUGCGCAGGUUCAGUUUAUAUCUAUUCUGAACUGAUAGAAGAUACCACCACAACUUACCAACCAAGAGGCCAAGACAAAAACACAGAUAAUCUCCCAUUAGAAUAGCUGCCAUCACUACAAUUUUCAGGAUAAUAAUAAUGGAGUCCUGAGAAAAAGAUGGACAUUGCUAUUAUUAUUCUGUAAUCAAAUCUGAUAGAUGAGGCUAGCUCUGGCUCAGCCAGCAUUGCAACCAUCCUUUCUCGCCAUUUCUCUCACUCUCAAACUUAUUGUUAUUGCCAUAUGAAAUUAAUAUAAUUUGGUGACAAUUUAAUUGGGCAGCAGAAACCCAUCUCAAAAAUGGAACUUCAAAAU
Messenger RNA from Durio zibethinus, 2492 nucleotides. RefSeq names its product S-adenosyl-L-methionine-dependent methyltransferases superfamily protein. Gene Ontology annotation, molecular function: S-adenosylmethionine-dependent methyltransferase activity. The record is from RefSeq and is a predicted model, not a curated record. Lineage: Eukaryota; Viridiplantae; Streptophyta; Magnoliopsida; Malvales; Malvaceae.